AUGAACGGUUGCGCGACAGCGUGGCGAUCUCAAGAAGUCGAACGGCUCGCUGAAGAGCGGGCCAUUCGUAGCAAAGAUGAUUUACGAGAAAACAUGCUCAAGUACUGGCGAUUCAGAGAGUCUUUGUUUACGCGCUUUAAUGAAGGUAUUCUUCUAGACGAAGAAUCGUGGUUUUCUGUGACGCCGGAGGCACUAGCCUAUCGCACUGCUGUAGAAUGCAAGUGUGAAGUGGCUAUGGAUGGCUUCUGCGGUGCGGGUGGAAAUAUCAUCCAGUUUGCUAUGACAUGCGAUCAUGUGCUGGGCAUCGACAUUGAUCCCGUCAAGCUGGAAAUGGCCAGGAGAAAUGCCCAAAUCUAUGGCGUGGAACACAAAAUCACACUCUUAUGGGGUGAUUUUUGUGAGUUUGCUCGCGACGUCGAGAAAGUGAAGCAAGCUCGUCUCUGCGGAGAGGAGCCAGAAGACACCGGCAAAUGGGGAGGAUGGGAUCGCAAAAAAAUUGAUGUGAUUUUUAUGUCUCCGCCUUGGGGUGGUGUGGAAUACCGUGAUCCUUCCAAGCUUAAAGGAGUUAUACCCACUAAUAAGAAAUAUGUAAAUGCUUAUCCAUUCGCCGCAUUGCAGCCUGUGGGAGGUAAAAAGCUACUGGAGCUAACGUUUCUUAUCUGUGAUAAGCUUGUCAUGUUUGUCCCGCGCAACAUGGAUCUAACAGACGUAGCUGAUGCGGUGAACGAGGUGGAGUUUGGAACUAUGGUGCAUGUCGAAGAGAUGUGGAUGGGACAACGACUCAAGGCCUUGUCUCUCUUCUUUGAAAAGAAAGGUACGAAUAACAAGCCUGAGGUGCCUCAGUCCUCAUAG
Messenger RNA from Malassezia restricta, 852 nucleotides. RefSeq names its product trimethylguanosine synthase. Gene Ontology annotation, cellular component: nucleus. The transcript has 4 exons. The record is from RefSeq and is a predicted model, not a curated record. The coding region runs from base 1 to 852 and encodes 283 amino acids. Gene Ontology annotation, biological process: 7-methylguanosine cap hypermethylation; 7-methylguanosine RNA capping. Gene Ontology annotation, molecular function: RNA cap trimethylguanosine synthase activity. Lineage: Eukaryota; Fungi; Basidiomycota; Malasseziomycetes; Malasseziales; Malasseziaceae.